GACGGAGCCAUGUUGCCCAGCACCUUCGCACUCCUCCUCCUCCUCGUGCCGGAUGCGGCACCCGACGUGCUGAGCUUCCCCCAGCCCGGCCGUGGCCUCCGGCGGCAGAAGAGGGACUGGGUCAUCCCCCCCAUCAACUGCCCCGAGAACGAGCGCGGGCCCUUCCCCAAGAAGCUGGUGCAGAUCAAAUCCAACAAGGACAAGGAGACGAAGGUUUUCUACAGCAUCACGGGGCAGGGGGCCGACACCCCCCCCGUGGGCGUCUUCACCAUCGAGCGGGAGACGGGGUGGCUGGAGGUGACGAAGCCGCUGGACCGGGAGGAGAUGGAUAAAUACACGCUCUUCUCCCACGCGGUGUCGGCCAACGGGCAGCCCGUGGAGGACCCCAUGGAGAUCAUCAUCACCGUGACGGACCAGAACGACAACCGGCCCGUCUUCACCCAGGCGGUUUACCACGGAGCCGUGCCGGAGGGGGCCGCGCCAGGCACCCCCGUGCUGCGGGUGCUGGCCACGGAUGCAGACGACGCGGUGAGCUCCAGCAAUGGCGCCGUGCGCUACUCGCUCCUGCGCCAGACACCGAGCUGGCCCCAGCCACACAUGUUCACCAUCGACGGCAGCACCGGCGUCAUCUCUGUGGCCGCUGUGGGGCUGGUGGCACAGGCAGUCCCUGAAUACACGGUGCAGAUCCAGGCAGCUGACCAGGAUGGGUACGGGCUGCAGGCCCGUGCCGUCGCCCUCAUCAAGGUGCAGGCCAGAGGAAUGUCUGAGAUGGCCAAUGGCUCCCUGACCACCCACGUGCUGAACACAGUCACGGGGCUGCCGGCUGCCAGGCUGGGCCUGCGCCUGGCGCAGCUGCAGGAGCCAGGGCAGCAGUGGAUGGAGCUGGAGCAGAGGUGGACGGAUGGGGACGGGCGCUGUGGGCCGCUGCUGGCCCCGGGGCAGGCCCAGCCUGGCACCUACCGCCUGCACUUCGACACGGCAGCGUACUGGCACGGGCUGGGGCACAGCAGCUUCUACCCCUUCGUGGAGGUCGUGUUCACCAUCAGUGAGCCAGGCCAGAAGCUGCACGUCCCGCUGCUCCUCAGCCCCUGCUCCUACACCACGUACCGGGGCAGUUAGGGGCACCCGGCCCCGGGGGGCUGCACCACUCCUCCAGUAAAGGCU
This is a messenger RNA of Colius striatus (speckled mousebird), 1164 nucleotides long. RefSeq names its product cadherin-1-like. Bases 10 to 1119 code for a protein of 369 amino acids. Gene Ontology annotation, molecular function: hydroxyisourate hydrolase activity; cadherin binding; calcium ion binding. The transcript has 9 exons. The record is from RefSeq and is a predicted model, not a curated record. Gene Ontology annotation, biological process: multicellular organism development; calcium-dependent cell-cell adhesion; homophilic cell-cell adhesion. NCBI's taxonomy places the organism in Eukaryota, Metazoa, Chordata, Aves, Coliiformes, Coliidae. Gene Ontology annotation, cellular component: adherens junction; plasma membrane; catenin complex.